Molecule: messenger RNA, 1114 nt
Organism: Thlaspi arvense
Lineage: Eukaryota; Viridiplantae; Streptophyta; Magnoliopsida; Brassicales; Brassicaceae
Source: the annotation of a GenBank genome assembly
UGUAAGCGUUAAAAGAUUUAGAGAUUUUGAUAAUAUGGCGAAUCAACAUUUCUUCAAGCCUCUUCUUCCCGGAUUCCACAACCACUUGACAAUUCCUACAACUUUUUUCUUUAAGCAUAUACAUAGAAAAUCUGAGGAGAAGAUGGCGAAGCUGAGAACAGACGUGUCAAAGAUAACCUGGGAAGUGAAAGUAGAAGAUGGCCGGAGACUCAGUGAAGGUUGGAAAGAGUUUGCUCUCGCGCAUGAUCUACGAGUUGGUGACAUUGUCGUUUUCAGAAAAGAGAAAGACAUGACUUUCCAUGUGGUAAUGUUCGGACCUAGUUGUUGCGAGAUUCGAUAUGGAUCUUGUUUGGACAACAAGAACAACCUCGGGAAGAUUCAAAGGAAGAAGAAAUCCAAGAAGAAUGCAAGAAGAGAAACAGGGUCCUCUCUAGACCCCUCUUGUUUUGUGGCUAAUGUCACUCCUUUGACAAUCCAAUGUGACAGACUGAAUCUUCCAAGUAGUUUUGUGAGGAAAAAUGGUUUCGACACAAGACGUGGUGAGAUUGUUAUAAUGAAUGAAAAGGGCACAUCAUGGACGUUAGAUUUGAAAGGAAAGAACUCACAUGGAGUUACUUAUAUCAGUCGAGGGUGGAGAAGUUUUUGUCAUGCUAAUGGACUCAAAGCUGGAGAUAGAGGAUCGACUCUGGUUCUAUGUUUGUCUCCCAAAGAGUCCGAAGAAGAUUGCUCUUCAGAAGCUAAUGACAUGGAGUCUCUUUCCACAGAAACCGACAGCGAUGUAGAGAGCAGCAAAGAGAAGAGGAGCUCACAUGACUGUUCAACAAGAAACGAAAACAAGGGUAUGGUGAUAUGGAAAGCUUCAUCUUCCACAUCCGAAAACCAAUUUGUGACAGUAACUCUUACACCUUACAACAUCAGAUUAUCCAGACUGGUUCUUCCAAUACCGUUCACUAGAGUGAAUGGUAUUAAAAGGACAAAUAAGAUGAGUCUGUUGGAUAAACACGGCGUCAAGUGGUCUACAAAUCUGCGGUUUGAGGAGGAACGUAAGAGAAUGAGAAUUGUAGGAGGUUGGAAAGAGUUCUGUGACACUAAUGGUGUGAAGAUAGGAGAGUCU